Messenger RNA from Pseudoliparis swirei, 3574 nucleotides. It is a transcript of the gene micall2a, whose product is annotated as mical-like 2a. The record is from RefSeq and is a predicted model, not a curated record. Bases 49 to 2343 code for a protein of 764 amino acids. Gene Ontology annotation, molecular function: protein binding. Lineage: Eukaryota; Metazoa; Chordata; Actinopteri; Perciformes; Liparidae. The transcript is spliced from 17 exons.
CUGCCUCUCUCUGUGUCUCUGUCUGUCUGUGCCCGUCGCGCGGGGAGCAUGGCUGCCAUCAAGGCUCUGGAGCAGUGGUGCAGGAUGCAGUGUGAUGGCUACCGACAUGUGGCCAUCACCAACAUGACGACCUCCUUCAAGAACGGGCUGGCUUUCUGUGCGCUCAUCCACAAGUACAGACCGGACCUCAUAGACUAUGACUCACUCAGAGAGGAGGAUGUGUUUGAGAACAACAGCCUGGCUUUUCAGGUCGCAGAGGAGAAGUUGGGGAUUCCAGCUCUGUUAGAUGCAGAAGAUAUGGUGGCUUUAAGGAUCCCAGACCGGCUGAGCAUUCUCACUUACGUCUCCCAGUACUACAACUACUUCAAAGGACGGCCUCCCAUGGGAGGUGUAAAAAGGCCAGCAGAGGGCUCCAAGGAGGAGCCGUUGGAGAAAAAGAAUCUCCCAGUGGUCGCCAAAAGCUUUGUGUCUAAAAACGCCAUUGAGAAUCGUUUACCUUCCUCUCCCGCUGCCCACGCCUCACCCCGGCUGGCCAGAGCUGCUGUUCAGAAGGCAGUUCGUGCAGAAAACACCAACAAAAAUGGGACUCUCAAUAGCAAAUGUGUUGCAUGCAGGAGCCACGUUCAUCUGGUUCAGAGGCACUUGGUGGACGGCAAGCUCUAUCACAGAAGCUGUUUCAAAUGCAGCGACUGCUCCAGCGUCCUUCAUGCGGGAGGCUACAAACCUGGGAAGAAUCCAGACACUUUUAUCUGUAACGCCCACCAGAACAGUUGCAAACCGUCUUCCUCCUCCGAGUCCGCCGUCAAAAACGGACCCGCCAGUUCAGCUGUGCGUUUUAACGGAGCCGGCCAGACCCAGCCUGCCCCGCGCCCCUCUUCUGUGCCGUCAGCCCCUCUGAAUAUGGUCCUGAAGCCAGUCACUCCUCCGAAACCUGCCCAGUCCUGGACGGCCUCAGCCCAGAAGACGCAGACGGCCCGGCAGAGGUUCUUCCAGGCUGCAGAGCCACUCGCGGAGGCCUCGGUCGGUAACCGGAAGCCCGCAGAGCCCUCGAGUGUUCUCGUAAGUGCAACGGUCCCACUGAAGGGUCCCGGUGAUGAGAGCAGAGCCGGGACGACCAUCGGAAAGACACUGGCUGCGGAAAACUGCAACAAUAACAACAAACACCCGUUCACGCUUCGAUCAGCGGAGAGACGGUUUGGAGACGAGCCAAGUUCAGCUGACAGCUCUGGUUGGAGAAAAGAUAAAUGCAGCCAAGUCCCAGCAGGACACUGGGCAGGACAACCCUCCAGCAGCCAGACAAACAAUCAGCAGCCGCCAUGUCUGAAGACCAUCAACAAAGACGACGCGAGGCCAACAACUGUACACACAACUGCCAGAGAUCCAGUCUGGGGGCAAAUGAAGCUCAGACCUGUGAAACUCGAGCUAGAUUUAAAAGAUGCUGAAGCCUCUACCGGGACACAUAAAUCUGGAUUUGAGUCCACGACUUCCUCUUCUGUCCCCAAUAGAACGACAAGGCCUCCCUCGACUCCAACACCUCCAGCACCUCCAGUUAGUUUUGCUCCGGUCCAUUCUGAACACUUUCAGGAAAUCUCUCCGAAGAAACCUCCCCUCGGGUCUGGACACCCAAGUUUUAAACAUGGGAGUUCCUCGCCUGUGAAAUCCCCAAACAGACGGCCAGCUGUGGAAUCUAUUAGUUCUUCAUCGACUGCUUCAGCCAAUCGCAGACAUCCGUCAGGUGCUAAAACGGGAAAGUAUUUGUCACCCACCAACGCCUCCAGGACUGAAAUGAGGUCACCGUCUGUGAAGUCUCAUCACAUUCCAGUGGAGCAGAUUGAGACGGAUCUGAACGAUAUCGAGACAAACUUGGCUCGUUUGGAGCAGGAGGGCGUGGAGCUGGAAAAGAAACUCCGCAGCUGUGAGGAAGAGGGGGAGGGAGACGUAUUAACGGACCCGCUGAUGGUGGACUGGUUCUACUUGAUUCAAAGGAAGCAGACGUACAUCCGGAAGGAGUCGGAGCUCGUAUACAUAGCCAGGACUCAGGAGCUGGAGCAGCAGCAGCCCGGUGUGGAGGGGGAACUUCGCAGGCUGCUGGAGAAGCCAGAUCAUUUAAAGUCCAGAGAGGAGCAACAGCGGGAGAGAAAGUUGCUGCACAGACUGAUGGAGAUAGUGGAUGGCAGAAAUGCAAUAGUGGAGGUUCUGGAUGGAGACAGGCUGAGGGAAGUGGAGGAGGAUCAGCAGUUGAAUGAAAUGAUGCAAAAUCUUGGAGUAAAGAGGGCCAAAAAUAAGAGGAAAUCCUCCAUCUCAAAACUGUUCAGGCGAAGAAGUAAACGACAAGUUGAAUAAAGGCACAUUUUACUAAAUUUAUAUUUAUCACCCCUUUUUAAACAUUCUAAUGUUUUUUCAUUAAAGUAUUGCAGUACGUAGCGUGCUAACGAGACGACGCAUGAAGAGAUGUCAUGAGGAGGCAUAAUGGGUCAAAUCAUGGGUUGUUUCUAGUUGUCGGACUAUUUUAGGAUGAAAGUUAAAUUCAAUGUUUUUGUUCAAUCUUCAUCUUCAGGUCUUUGCUGUUAUUUAAUUGAAGUGAAGAUUUCUAAACGGCAUAUGAUUCAAUCUUUGCUUUCACAACGGGUGUCUUGUUCCUUCACAAUAGUUUUUCACGGGUUAUUUUUCUAAAUGUCGUUUAAUCACAUAACAUGCAGCAGUGAAUAUUUUCCUUUUUAAAAAAAAUAUAUAAUUGUUACUUCAGUAGAGGAGUUUCACACGCACAAAAAAAAUUGCAGUCAUGUUUGUUCUGCAAAUAUUCUAGAUAUUUAUUGAAUGAUUGGAAUGUUUAAUGUAAAACUUGCACCGGGUCAAACUGAAUUGGAUGUCGGGACUUAAAAACACAAACCAUCACGGUUUUUCAAAUUACAGCGAGAACACAGAAUAAACGUGUAAUCCUUCAACAGUCUUGAGCCGAAAUGAAACUAUUUCAGGAUUUAUUUAAUGAUGCAUUUUAACAAAUGUCCCGAAAAAAGGCUAUUCUAGCAGGAGGGGAAGAAAAAGGCUCCGACGACGCGUAAAGCCGAGCGCCACACAUGUUGCAGACUGCAGCUCCCCUCUCGCCGUACUGUAGGUGGCAGCCUGGGUUUGCUUUACAGCACAAGGCAGCAACUCGGAAAUCCAAUUUGCCACAGUACGGACACUUAAUUUCUUUGCUAAUUUUAUAAAUGCUGCAAAAAUGUUCAGCUGUGCUGAUGCAAUAAUGUUAUGUGAAAGAGGAUUAGGUAGAGCGGUAGCUUAUGGCCGGGGAAGGCUUAUAAACUAUAGGUUUGUAUUGAGCUCUUUAUCUUGAAACCGGGUUUAAUUAAACAUUACUCUUUACUAAUAUCUGCAUCAGAAAUGUUCCCCGUACCUGAGUUAUUAGAAAUGUUCAAAGGUUGUGUGGAGUCAUUCAUGUGUGGAAAUGGCAUCCGCGGUGUUUGUGAGGAAUGUGCUGUAAUGUUGCCUUUAAGUGCUCUUGAAAACAUACUUGUACUCCCAUUUAUAGUAUUUUUAAACUUGAAAUCUGUAGUCCCAAUAAAUCCUUUGAAGA